Molecule: messenger RNA, 607 nt
Organism: Phycomyces blakesleeanus NRRL 1555(-)
Lineage: Eukaryota; Fungi; Mucoromycota; Mucoromycetes; Mucorales; Phycomycetaceae
Exons: 1
Coding region: 32-268 (78 amino acids)
Source: RefSeq, a predicted model, not a curated record
UAAUUCAGUACUCUCGUCAACGGACGCAGCCAUGCUCGCAGAUACCUUCCGCAAUGCACUUUAUAGACCCGAGUGGUCAGCAGACGGAGACGAGGACGAAGAACUAAAAAGACGGAAAUUAGGAGAGUCGUUACUCCAACGUCAAUUAGCAGAAGAUGGCACGUCCGUUAAACACACGGAGAGAAGACCAACUAAGAUAAGAACCGUAGCCGAAAUAGAAAGCAGAGCUAUCCUUGAGAAUAUCCAGCCCCAAAGUGCGAACAUUUAAAAAUACAAAAGACGAAGAAGAAAUAGGAAUAGGAACGAACAAACGAAUGGUUUUGUUUUUUUUUUGUUCCUUGACUCGAUUCAAUUUUGACAUCUGUAUCAUUAACCCAUACUCCUUUCCUCAUUUACUCCUUUCCAUUUACAUUAAUGUGCACGUACACAAUUACAACAUCAUCCCCUUUAUAAACCACUUCACUUAUACACAAGCAUUCCCUCUCUCUCUCUCUCUCUGUCUCUCUUUUUUUUCCAUUUCUUUAUUUAUUUUUUUAUAUACGCGCAGGUUAGUUAUAAAGAUGUAGAAUAUAAUAUAAUAAAAUAAAAAAGGGGCACACACACAUAU